Molecule: messenger RNA, 4038 nt
Organism: Vespa mandarinia (Asian giant hornet)
Lineage: Eukaryota; Metazoa; Arthropoda; Insecta; Hymenoptera; Vespidae
Product: ribosomal protein S6 kinase alpha-5
Biological process (GO): protein phosphorylation; intracellular signal transduction
Molecular function (GO): protein serine/threonine kinase activity; magnesium ion binding; ATP binding
Source: RefSeq, a predicted model, not a curated record
CUUCUUCGUUUUAUCUCUCGUGUCUUCUUAACAUUUUUGCCAUUUCAUCGUAAAGAAGAAGAAGAGAUAAAGAAGAAAGAGAAAGAUUUAAGAAGAAGAAGAAGAAGAAGGGAUAAGGAAGAAAGAGAAAGAUUUAAGAAGAAGAAGAAUCACGACGUCGAUGUCACGGCGGAAAAAGAGCGAGUUCCUUCGCGAGAAAGAGAGGGAUAACGUUGUUGCGUCAUGAUCGUAAUCGACGAGAGGCGUGACAUCAGUAAAAAAUUAUAAUAAUAAUAAUAAUAAUAAUAGUAAUAAUAAUACAUCGUACACGUAUACGAAGCGACACGUGAAGCAAAAGAAAAGAAGAAGAAGAAGAAGAAAAAAUUAGGACAAGAGAGAUUUAUAGAGGAGAAAAACGAUCAACUAGAGAAAGAAAGGAAAGAAAGAAGGAAGGAAGGAAAUAAAUAAAGAAAAAAAAGUAGUAAUAGUAGAAAUAGAAUGACUCGAUUAUUAAUAAAUUAAUUCGUUAUAGAGUGCAAUUAAUUAUUCGAUUUUACCGGCCAUCUGUCUGCUCAGUGACGUAUCUACAAGAUUAAAGAGUUCUAAUAUCGAGUAAUGAAAAUAUAACGAAGGAAGAUAAUUAUAGAGAGAUAAAUAGAUAGAUAAAUAAAUAAAUAAAUAGAUAAAUAGAUAGAUAGAGAGAGACAGAGACAGAGAGAGAAAAAGAGACAAGAGAAGAGCCAAGAGGAAGAAAAAAAGAAAAAAAAAAGAGUCAAAAGGAGUUCGAAUUGGCGAAAUAUGUUGAAGAGAAGGGGAGCAUCGAACAAAAUGAAAAAUCCGGAACACGAGAGUGGUUAUUUCGAAGAUGGUAGUGAUGGGAGCGAUGUUGAGGUUAACGUUGAGGAAACGAUAGUAGAUGAAGACAGGAAAUGCGGUUCUGCUUGUUACGGCCUUACCAAGGCCAUCCACAGCCUCGACGUCAGGGACUCUCAUGAACACCUUGCCAAUGGCUACGAAGACCGAUCGAACGGGGUGAAUCUCGAAGACAGUGGUGGUCAAAGAGUGGAUAUGUCUCAUUUCGACUUAUUGAAGGUCCUGGGAACCGGAGCUUACGGUAAAGUGUUUCUGGUACGGAAAAGAAUGGGAACCGAUGCUGGUCGUCUUUAUGCCAUGAAGGUCUUGAAGAAAGCCUCGAUCGUACAAAAGAAAAAAACAACCGAACAUACGAAGACCGAGAGGCAAGUUCUCGAAGCUGUUAGGGACAGUCCUUUUUUAGUAACGCUCCAUUAUGCUUUUCAAACUGACGCCAAAUUACAUUUAAUUUUAGAUUAUGUUAGUGGAGGCGAAUUGUUCACUCAUUUAUAUCAACGAGAACAUUUUACCGAAGACGAAGUAAGGAUUUAUAUCGGCGAAGUAAUAUUGGCUUUGGAACGUUUGCACAAGUUGGGUAUCAUAUACAGAGACAUCAAACUGGAAAACAUAUUACUCGAUAGGGAAGGACAUAUAGUCCUUACAGACUUUGGAUUGAGUAAAGAAUUCUUACCGCAUGAAAGAGAUAGCAACGCACGAGCAUACUCGUUUUGCGGUACUAUCGAGUACAUGGCACCGGAAGUGGUACGAGGGGGCUCCGCAGGCCACGAUAUUGCUGUGGAUUGGUGGAGUGUGGGCGUGCUAACUUACGAGCUUCUCACUGGCGCCUCUCCUUUUACGGUCGAGGGAGAGAAAAAUACACAGCAGGAGAUCUCGAGGAGAAUAUUAAAGACCGAGCCACCGAUACCAAGCCAUCUUAAUCCAACAGUAAGAAACUUUAUCUCGCGUUUGUUGGUGAAGGAUCCACGUCAAAGACUAGGCGGUGGACCGCGCGAUGCCAAGGAAUUGAAGGAACAUCCAUUCUUUAAAAAGGCACCGCCACCUUUCACCUGGGAUGCUUUAGAAAAACGACAGAUAGCACCGCCAUUUGUGCCACGUAUAACGCACGAACUUGACACCAGUAAUUUCUCGGACGAAUUUACAAAAAUGGUCGCUGCUGAUAGUCCAGCAGUUGUACCGCCUAAUCACGAUAAAAUUUUUCGGGGUUACUCUUACGUGGCACCAUCAAUAUUAUUCAGCGAGAACGUAGUAAGCAGAGAUAUCUUCUUAGAGGAAACAGAAGCUACUACAGAAUCUCAAAGGCCAUCGGCAUCGGACGUUUUAGCGGCACGAUUCGAAGAGUCAACGUUCUUUCAGACGUAUGAGCUUGAUCUACGAGAGGAAGCAUUAGGCGAUGGAAGUUUUUCGGUAUGUCGUAAAUGUCGGCACAGAAAAACGGCUCAGGAAUUUGCUGUGAAGAUCGUUAGCAGGCGUAUGGAUUGUGGUAGGGAAGCUAGCUUGCUACGUAGUUGCCAAGGCCAUCCAAACGUGGUCAAGUUGCUCGAGGUACAUCAAGAUAGAGCGCAUACAUAUCUAGUGAUGGAAUUACUCUCGGGAGGUGAAUUGUUGAGAAGACCAAGGCCAUUCACCGAGCAACAGGCAAGUCGUGUUAUGAGGCAAUUGGCGUCCGCGGUACGUUUCAUGCACGCUCGUGGCGUUGUCCAUAGAGAUCUUAAACCAGAAAAUAUUGUCUUCGUUCACGAAGGCGAAGAUUCGCCGGUCAAGAUCGUUGACUUUGGUUUCGCUAGGAUAAAACGUGGCUGCGAACCAUUACACACACCUUGUUUUACCCUACCUUAUGCAGCACCAGAAGUGAUUGCCAGACAGGGAUACGAUCAGAGUUGCGAUUUAUGGAGUUUAGGUGCAAUAUUGUAUUCCAUAUUAUUCCGUAAUGCAACAAUAUUUGUAAAUGGCUCGCCAGAUCUGGCAUCGCGCAUUAGAUCAGGCGAAAUUAAUUUCGAUUCUAACAGUUGGUGUCAUAUAUCACCUUUGGCCAAGCAAGUGGUAAAAGGUUUAUUGACGGUCGAUCCAAACAAAAGACUCACCGCUAUGGCACUUGCCAAUCAUCCUUGGUUAAUAGAAUCAACUAACACGACCGAUCCAAACGUAUCAGACACUACUACAUCGUGUCUUCCUACAUCAUCGUCGGAUAGACUCGAAGGUUUUCGUUUACGAGAAGUGGAUGGAGCUAAAUUAGCUCAAAGACGUAAAUUACACAAACGUUCGACUUCUAGUUCAGUAUCUUCCUCGGCAUCGACAACUUCCUCUACCCUUUCUGUUCCAUUGGUACGACCAUCCAGCACGAGUACCAACGUAACCACUUCUGCAUCACCUGCUCAACCUAUUGCCUUUGACUUUGGAGAGGAGAAAGUAAACGAAUAUUUGAGUUCGUUGUCGUCUUCCUCCGACUCCAAUUCUCCAAAGAUAAAUAAUCAUCGACAUCCGGAAGGAAAGUCAAAACGACGCAAACGUGAUAUGACCGACGACAAUCCUUAUCAACAAGGAUGUUCAAAAACUAAACGACAUAAACGACACAACGAUUUAGACGGCGAAUCAUCCUAUCAAAGUAAUAAUAAUAGAAAUGGACCGGUUACAAGAUCGAGAAAACGAAAAUUAGAACAAAAUGUAUGUAAUUCAGACAGCUCAAUGGAAUCAUAUGGAUCCUCCUCUUAUACCGACAAAAAAGAAGUUAAUGUUCAUCGAAAACAAAAAGCUGGUAAACGGCCCAAACGCUUUACUACGAUCACAGUGGAGUAAUGUUUCCUACAUCGUGUCUCGGAGGUAGUCUUAUUCUCACUUAGUUUCCUAUGCAUUUUACAAUAAAGUAAUAGCGCGCUGCCUUUUGGGAAUUACGUACAAGAUAUUAUAAAUGUUACAUCAUUCCUAAUGCGUGAGAGACAGGUCUUUUAGACUAUUGUAAAUAUGUUUCAUUUUAUGCCAUGUUUUUUAGAAUAACCAAGAGAUAAUAUACGUUCUUGCUAAGGAUUUUUUGUAUAAAAAAAGGAUUGCAAAAGGGAAAGGGGGAUAUUAUCAUUGUAUCUUUAUGGUCAGGGUCAAAUCAUUUCGUUUCUGUUAGAUUAACACAAUAGUUAUCAGAUCCCUGCUGUUUUUAUUAUUUCGAUUUAAAUUUUGUUAGCAAAAAAAAAAAAA